Sporothrix schenckii 1099-18 is the source of this 2094-nucleotide messenger RNA. RefSeq lists its product as uncharacterized. The transcript is spliced from 2 exons. The record is from RefSeq and is a predicted model, not a curated record. NCBI's taxonomy places the organism in Eukaryota, Fungi, Ascomycota, Sordariomycetes, Ophiostomatales, Ophiostomataceae. Gene Ontology annotation, molecular function: protein binding. The coding region runs from base 1 to 2094 and encodes 697 amino acids. Gene Ontology annotation, cellular component: cytoplasm; nucleus.
AUGGGCGACGCUCCCGAGACCAGCCUUAUCUCGGCUUGCUCGAGUCUGGCAAAAGGGGCCUUGUCCGGGGCCGCGGAGAUAGAAAGCAACUUUCUCGACUCAACCGACGAGACCGGCGCAACAGUAUUUCAAAGGCUUCGACUACUAACGGCAAAGUUGCAACAGCUGAGCAAGGAUACGGACCAGCUACAGGCAGAGCUGCGAACAGCACCAGCCAUAUCGGCCAAGCUUCGGACCGUCAUAUUGGCUCACGUGUCCAAGUGUGAUGCCACGGCCGCCAUUGUGGUGAAGGAACUCAUGCGAGUUGGGACGACUACGCCAAAGGACGCGAUCAAUGUGGCAGCCGUCCUCCAGUACGAGUCGUUCUUGGAAUCCACUAUGAGGUUUCUCUUCUUUGCCACGCAGCUGCUCUCCAUUGACUCGGACCAAGUCCAAGAGGCUAAGCUCGGGGUUGAAGACGCCAAAUUCUUCAUGGCUGGGUUGGCAUCUACGUGUCAGGCGAUCGUACGGUCGGAUGGUAUCUUGGAUGUACAGACCAGGCCCAACAACCCCUCCUCUUCGAAGCAAAACACGCUCGACACGCCCUCCCCUGCAUACGAUGAUCUUCAGCCGCCCCCUCCUUUUGAUGAAGCCUCCAGCUCUGCCUACGGAAGACCGCCGCUCGCCGAAGCCGGCGACCCAGGUAACAGUAGCAACAAAACCAAAAGUGAAUCGUCCGGCGGCUUUUUAAGCUCGCUGGCCAACCCAUUCAAAGCCGCAACCGCCGCUCUACGGCCCAAACCGGAACCCUUCGUGGUGCCACUCUGUCACGCCGCCACGGCGGGCAACGUACCCCAGCUGACGGCGCUGCUGAACGAAGGAGCCAACAUCAACGGGCGCAACGAGGACGGCCACACCGCCCUCAUUUGCGCCAUCAUUGCUGGCCAGUUGGAUGCUAUGCAGUGCCUGCUCAAGGCCGGGGCGUACUGUAGCAUUUGCGAUGCGGGGAGCAAGCACUGGCCACCUCUCUUCCACGCCAUUGAUGCGGAGAACAGGGCAGCAGCCAGCUUGCUCCUACAGUACGGUGCCGCCGCCAACCAGAACGACGGCUAUGGUGAGCCACACUUUGUACAUCUCGUGACCGGCGACACAGUGCCCGCGUGGAUCGAGCUGCUGCUCUCGUGCGGUGCCGACCCCUGCGCCAAGGACGGGCAAGGGCGGCCGGUCGUGCUCCUGGCGCUGCAGAAGCGCAAGAAGCACGAGGAUCGCGAGGACGUGGUACGCCUGCUCCUCCGUUUCGGCGCGAAGCCCGACGCGAGCGACGCAGACGGCACGCCCCUUGUCCACGUCUGCGUGCAGCAGAAGCGCGACGCGCUUGUGCGCGAGCUCCUCGCCGCGGGCGCAGAUCCCAACGCAUGCGAUGCCUCCGGUGUCUCGCUGCUCGAGACGGCCGUGAAGCACAACGACCGCGCCUUGGUGACGACGCUCCUCGAGCGACGGGCCGAUCCGAAUACACGGGACUUGUAUGGCCAGCAUUUGGUCGUCAACAUACUGUGUGACAAGACGCUCGCCGUAGCCGACCGGGCGGCCCUGGCGGAACUGCUUCUCCAACAUGGCGCGCUUGGCAACACGAAAGACGUCUACGGGGUCUCGGCGCUCGAGCACGCCAUGGCCCCUGUCUUGGAUCUCUUGGAAGGCACGCCGACCGCGUCUGUCGGCGAGACAGAGCUCCGGAUACCGGAGCUCCUCCUGAAGCAGGGGGCAAACCCGAACCAGCGCCUGGACAAGGUGCCCGGUGAGCCGAUGCUCCUCACGUACGCCAUUGAUCAUGCGCAGUUGGCCCUCGCGACGAUGGCGCUGCGACACGGCGCCAACGCCAACCUGGUCGACAAGGAAGGCCGCACGCCGCUGACACUGGCGGUGCAGAAAGAAAACGUGGACGUGGUGGGGUUGUUGCUGCAGCACGGGGCCAUUGCGAAUCAGCCCAUGCAGAACCUGCCGCUGGACGUGGCGACGGCUGUGGGGAACGACAAGAUCAUCCAGCUGCUCAAGGCGCAUGGGGCGGUGUCGGGGGGCAGUCGCCUGGGCAGUCGCCUGGUUAAUGCCAUCAGGUAA